CCGGGAUGCUGAAGGUUGGUGUGCUCGAGUGCGCUGUCUGAAUGAGAGUAGUCGGCGGAGUGGUUUGAGCAGUUGCAUUAGUACAAUAGUAGUGGCUCUAACCGCGCACGGCGAAGGUAUCGGUAGAAGUACGAAGUUGUCAGAGCGACACCGCGACCAAAAGAGUUCUAGCUCGGUGUUGAAUUAUUCCGAACAGUACGCGUCAUUCUGUGUUUCGAUCGACUCUCAAUUGGUGGUGACUGUUUAUUGACACCUAGUGCUCGGGCUCAGUGAUUGAUUCCAGUGUCUCGCGCAAUAUAAUCGUGGAAUAAACCAGUAUCAUUCGAUUGCUCAAAGCUAUCGCAUCUGAUUUCGUCGGUGGUGGUGUUGAAACAUAGUGGUUUUGCGAAGAAUAGUGUAGAAAGCUGCAUUUCCGUUCGUACGAGUAGUGAACGAAAAUUCUACGAUGAUCGGAACCAAACAAACACCGUUGGCGUUGACCAUCACCAUCAGCUGCUGCCUAAUAGCUCUUCUACCUGUGCACAUAUCGGCGAAUGAUAAUUUGCGGGUCGCGUAUCAAUGGAAAGAAAUUGACUUCGAGUUUCCAAAUGCAGCCGAGCGACAGGAAGCGAUCGCGACUAAGCGUUACGUUCCAGAAAAUGUGAUACCGGUCGGAUUGGAAGUCUACAAGAAGCGACUAUUUUUGACACUACCUCGAUGGAAGGAAGGUAUUCCAGCAUCCCUUGGAUACAUCAAUCUCAACGAAACUACCGCCCAAUCGCCUCGCCUGCAUCCGUACCCAAGUUGGAGUGCUCACAAGCGCACGAGCGAGACCGAGGCGCCAGAAAUUGUAUCUCCAUUUCGGAUACGAGCUGACCGCUGCGGACGCCUGUGGGUGCUGGAUACUGGGGUUGAAGAGCUGCUUGGUAACACCACCGUCGCCAGCCCAACGUCGCUCUUAGUCUACGAUCUGCACAACGACAAUCUCUUGCGAAGAUACAAAUUUCCCGCCGAUCACCUCAAGGAGAAUUCCUUCUACGCCAACAUUGCGGUGGAAGACACGGAUUGUGAUGACACGUUUGCAUACGCGGCUGAUCUCGGCAGCCCGGGACUGGUGGUGUACUCCUGGAAGCAACAGGAAUCGUGGCGCGUGAAGCAUCACUACUUCCAUCCCGAUCCGCUCGCUGGCAACUAUAACAUCACCGGCAUCAACUUCCAGUGGGACGACGGCCUAUUCGGCAUUGCGCUCAAGCCACAAUCGGACGGCUACGCUACGCUUUACUUCCACCCGCUCAGCUCGCUGAAUGAGUUUUCCGUGUCAACGAAAGUGCUGCGCAACCAAACGUAUGCCACCGACCCGUCCAACUACCAUGAGUUUAAGAUACUGGGAUCGCGCGGCCCAAAUGGACAGGCGGGUGUGGCGUUCGUCGAUCAGAAAACGGGUGUACUUUUUUACGCCCUGCCCAACCUAAAUGCCGUCACGUGCUGGAAAACGUCGAACCGUGCGUACACAAUCAAAUCGCUCGGACGGGUAUACAUGAGCACCGUCGAUAUGGUGUUCCCCAACGACGUGAAGGUGGAUGACGAAAGCAACCUCUGGGUGCUGUCGGAUCGACUCCACCAGUACAUGUAUGAGUCGCUGAAUCGAAACGAUAUCAACUUCCGUGUUCUUACGGCAACGGUUAAAGACGCGAUACAAAACACGGCUUGUGAUACGAAUAUUAAGCCGUUGCCAGACAUCAUUACCAAUCUGGGUGACAUUCUGCGACCCUCGACGAGCACCGUGGCACCCAAGACGGGUUCUAGUGGUGCCGGUUCAUCGCACCUAACUACCAGCGCGCUGGCUCUGUUUUCGAUGCUUGUCGUCCUGUUAACGGGUUUCUCCUGCUUCAGGAUAUAGAGACGCAGUGUUCCAAUAUUAUUCUCUCUGUUUGCCGAGCAACCAGAAUCAGGGAUACAUGUUAGAUAUUGCUACGACGAACGAAGUUGUGUACUUACUAUUUUCGUCUG
Molecule: messenger RNA, 1989 nt
Organism: Anopheles moucheti
Lineage: Eukaryota; Metazoa; Arthropoda; Insecta; Diptera; Culicidae
Product: protein yellow
Exons: 2
Coding region: 446-1879 (477 amino acids)
Cellular component (GO): extracellular region
Source: RefSeq, a predicted model, not a curated record